Lepidothrix coronata (blue-crowned manakin) is the source of this 5775-nucleotide messenger RNA. RefSeq names its product hdc homolog, cell cycle regulator (gene HECA). The transcript has 4 exons. The record is from RefSeq and is a predicted model, not a curated record. Lineage: Eukaryota; Metazoa; Chordata; Aves; Passeriformes; Pipridae. Bases 23 to 1612 code for a protein of 529 amino acids.
CGCGGCGGCGGCCGGGCCCGCGAUGCCGAACCAGAAGGGCGGCAAGGGCAAGAAGAACAAGCGCGCCAACAGCAGCGGCGACGAGCAGGAGAACGGGGCGGCGACGGGCGGCGGAGCCGCGGCGGCGGCGGGCGGCGGUGCCGCAGGUGGCGGAGCCGGAGCGGCGGCCGCGGGCGGCGGCGGCGGAGGGUGCGGCGGGGCAGGCGGAUCGGCGGCCGCGGGCGGCGCGGCGCCCGGAGACGUCAAGAGCGAAGCUCCUUGUGCUACUCCACUGAUCUGUAGCUUUGGAAGGCCGGUGGACCUGGAGAAGGAUGACUACCAGAAGGUUAUAUGCAACAAUGAGCAUUGUCCUUACAGCACUUGGAUGCACCUUCAGUGCUUCUACGAGUGGGAAAGCAGCAUCCUCGUCCAGUUCAAUUGCAUUGGCAGAGCCAGGAGCUGGAACGAAAAGCAGUGUCGCCAAAACAUGUGGACCAAAAAGGGAUAUGACCUGGCUUUUCGCUUUUGCUCCUGUCGGUGUGGGCAGGGUCAUUUAAAGAAGGACACUGACUGGUACCAGGUGAAGCGAAUGCAGGAUGAUAAGAAGAAGAAAUCAGUGUUGGAGAAGAGUACGGGAAGGUCCAUGGCAGAGUCAACAGAGGAGGCCAAAAAGGGCAGGCCGGCCAACAAGCCCCAGAAAGGCUUGAGUAAUGACCUCCAGCGAAGGCACUCGAUGGACAGGCAGAACUCCCAAGAGAAGGGUGUGAUGGGUGGCAGCUACGCAGUUCGUUCACCUUGUGUCUCUCCUGGCCAGUCCCCGCCCACUGGCUACUCUAUUCUUGCCCCCACACACUUCAGCGGGCCUCGUUCCUCGCGAUACUUGGGAGAGUUUUUGAAGAACGCCAUUCACCUGGAGCCUCAUAAGAAGAACAUGGCUGGUGGGGGCAUGUUCAGGAAUGCACAUUUUGAUUAUGGGGCAGCUGGCUUGCAAGCACAUAGGUCAGGACACUUCGAUGCUCCUGUGCAGUUUUUGAGAAGGCUCGAUCUAUCUGAGCUGCUCACUCACAUUCCCAGGCAUAAAUUGAAUACUUUCCAUGUGCGGAUGGAAGACGAUGCCCAGGUGGGCCAAGGGGAGGACCUUCGGAAGUUCAUCCUUGCUGCUCUCAGUGCCAGCCACAGGAACGUUGUAAACUGUGCUCUAUGCCACAGGGCGCUGCCAGUGUUUGAACAGUUUCCGCUGGUGGAUGGGACCCUAUUCCUUAGCCCAUCAAGACAUGAUGAGAUUGAAUAUGAUGUUCCCUGUCACCUUCAAGGAAGGCUUAUGCACCUCUAUGCUGUUUGUGUAGACUGCUUAGAAGGGGUUCACAAAAUUAUCUGCAUCAAGUGCAAGUCCCGAUGGGAUGGAAGCUGGCAUCAGCUGGGAACUAUGUAUACCUACGAUAUUCUGGCAGCAUCUCCCUGUUGUCAGGCUCGACUGAACUGUAAGCACUGUGGGAAGCCAGUAAUAGAUGUACGGAUUGGCAUGCAGUAUUUUUCUGAAUACAGCAAUGUCCAGCAGUGUCCUCACUGUGGAAAUCUAGACUACCACUUCGUGAAGCCAUUUUCUUCAUUUAAAGUUUUGGAGGCUUAUUGACGAAAGCUUUGCUUUAGUAAUAGCUAUUUUAUGGGUAUUUCAACUUUAUUACAUAUCUUUUUAUAGGAUUCAUUCUGUGAUGAAAUUUAGUUUCUUUUCUAACUGAAAGAGCAGCUUCUUUGUCAGUGUACAUAUUAAUAUGUAUAUAUAUAUAUAUAUGUUGUUAAAACCAGAAUCCUCCUGACAUGAUAUCUGUGAAGGUUGGAGGCAAGCCAAUUUAAUGGCCUUUGAAUAUACCCCAAGUAUGGGGUAAAGAUCAGCUAAAAAUGAUUUGGGUUUAUUUUUUUGUAUAAUUGUAAUACAGUUUAUAGCAAGGGUAUGGGGAGACAUACAGGACAGAGAAAUAUGUCCAGUUGAAAAAUGGGUAGUUGUGUAGGGUCGUUCCUCCAGCUUGGUGAAAAUGGGAAAUCCUUGGAAAGAAAUGGUUCUGUUAGUGCUGAAUUCAUUCAGCCUUUUAAUCGGUCCUCACAGGCGCCGGAGCUGGCUUUAUGCUGCUAGUCCUGCCAGUCCCCUCAGCAGGCUUUCUUUCAGAUUUCCCAAAACAGGAGUAAACUAGGGUAUCAUGACAAGUGAAUGUAAAUUAUGCCAGCAGAUGCAAUCUUGAAUGAGGUUUUUUGUUUUGGCAUAGCAUCUUCCUGCUAUGUGUGUUUGAUGUGCAUUGCCCUCAUGGCAAUAGUGCUGCUUCCAACGGGGCUGUCAUGUGCCCAGCUGGGUCAUCUGCUCAUACCAAAACAAGCUGGAGAUCUUAAAAUGCUUUAUUUAAAGGUAUUUCUUCACAGACAUAUUAGAGAAGGAAUUGGCUGAGCUGAGUGGGUAUGUGUUUGUACGUGCCUGCUGGGGCUGAGGCUUUGCUGCCUGCUCUAGACUGGUGUGACUGAUGUGGAAGGGGAACCAUGAAGUGGGAUCUUGGACCCUCAGAUCUGUAAGAGCUGAGAGGUACUGAGUACAAAACAUGACAUCACUUUUUAAAACAAUUAAUUGCUGCAUCUUCAUAUUUCAGAAUUGUGUUCAGUUUAGGAUCUAAAAACAUGGAGACAUUUUAAGAAAGCAAACUUAGCAUAUUUACUUUCUACAUGCCUCUGUGCUGUACAUAACAGACUGCAUUAGGCAGUGAAUUCGUAUCAGAGAGUUUGGCCCUGUAGACUCUGCAGUUGUUGUUUCUUGAUUCCCAUUUCUCCUUUGCUUAAAUAAAUUUUUUUAAAAUAGGUCAUUAUUCUUUUGCUUGGUUUCUCAAAUCAGUUGAGACUUACAGGAGGUUUGGUUUUUUUUGCUUUUCUCUGUAGUGUAUUUAUGGAGUGUUUGUCCACGUGAGAAGUAUGGGGGUUGUUUCUGUUUACGAGAUGGGAUUUUUUUUUCUUAAGUUUUUUUGUUUUCCAAAUUAGAAUCUUUUUAGAGAAUGUAUCUGUCAAAAUCACGGUCUUGAAAAUGGCCCUGAUACUCUGCCACACUGGGAAAGAAACAAAAAAGUCAGAGGCCAAGAAAGUGUUUUUCCCAUAUUGGACUGGGAAUUAUGCUUUCUGCUAAGUUAAGAAAUGGACAUGCACAUAAAACUCAAGCUGAAUACCCAUAUUUCUUUGUGUGUAAAAAUGCCAAGUUCACGGUUUUAUUUCCUGGCUGUCUUCACUGCAGAAUUAGGUUGUUUUAGCAUUAGCUACUCUUUGAGUAAUACUCAAGUUGCACAGAGGGUUUACGUGGGCACAAGUGACUUACUGCUAACUUGAGUGGUAAUGUCCUUAAAAGCCACCCAGCUCAUGUGAUCCAUUGCUAGUCUAAACAGCAGUGUUAGCAGGCUGUGGUAGCCUUCUUCACUGGUGCUCUUCUCCUUCAGUCCUCGCUCCUGAGCUUGGUUUUGGGUCUGCAGCACAUCCUUGGGUUUUGUUCAGUUGUCCCCUGUUUCCUCUUCAAGGAGAAUUAUGGGAAGGACUUUGAGAGACUUCUAACACUGUCCCAUGGCUACCACAACGUUACACCAAGCCCAGUUGCAGUGGGACCAGCACUGUAAAAAUUGUUCAUAGGAGCAGGAGCUGGCCUGGGCAUACCUGGGCUGGAAGAAGGUUUCUAGGAGAUAAAACCUAAUUAGCUGUGCAGUGUAGACUUCCCUUAUGGAGGGCAAUGAAAUUAUAAUUUGGAUUAACUCCUUGGGAAGGAUGAGCCCUUCAGCUUUGAUGGUGCACUGAGCAGGCUCAUGGAGUUAGGGUGGCUAACAAGCUUGGAGUUGCAUUUACUGGCAGUACCAUGAGAACCACACCAGACAGACAAUGGCUAGACUGCCCCAGCAGCCUGAAAUCAUGCAGCAAAGACAAAGCUCCUGUAAUGAGAAACGUUAAAGGAUACAUUUCUUCCUCUAGUGUUCGGUCUUGAGUGCCAGUCACACAUGCCAGGAAUCUAGGGUGUUACUUCCCACAUAGACUAAUGGCAUUGUGUGCCCACUUUUUCGUGCACUGAUGAGGAGAGGUGUCACUGUACAAUGCACAUGGUAGGGGAGAAGUGGUAUCUGGAGUCCUGGAUGCUUGUUCACUUGCUUCCCCUAGAGUAGCUUAAUUUAUAAUUCUGUUCUUUAAGUUCUUAGAUGUCUCUCUAAACAUAUGUGUGACAAUCAAGAAUGAGUAGAUGUGGAGGAAAAGGAAUUUGGCCAGCUUUAAAAACACAAGUGUAUAGGAGAUUGUACAGUAUAUCCAAGUCAAAAGUAGGAAUGGAGCAGACUGAGAAAAUGGGAAGGGAGAAGUGUAUUUAAAGUCUUAGCAGUGACAAGGAUUUACAUACAAAUCUAUCCAAGAAAACAGUUUAGUUCUCCAUCAGCUUUUCCUUUUAAUUCUGUUGUUAAGUGAGUCUUACCUGCUGCUUGAGGAAAUGCCUAUUUUCUUGCAAAACACUCUCAACUGGAGGCUAGCAGCACACGUAGCACUGUAAAAAUGAUCCUUGAUGGAAACCAUCUGAGCUACAGAAAGAUUCCUCUGAACUUUCACUCCAAAGUAAAUUGUCCCUAAUUUGUAGAGGCUUUCCCUGCUUCUUGCUGGUGCUGAAACCUGUUCUUGGGUUACUGCAAAAUGCAGUAUUUUUUGUAACUGCAGAUUACAGUCAAGGAGUCAGCCCCUGCCUCUGGCCAUGAGAGUUUUGUAGAAGGGCAAAUGUAACUUCUUUGGGACAUAAUGGCUACUUUGGAGGUUAAACUAGACCACAAUUGGCUUUGCUUUCUGUCUUGACAAGCAUUGGAAGUAGUUAUGAGCUUAUAAAUGUGUCAAAAGGGAAAUUACUUCCCUAGCUAGGGAGCUGCUUGCUUUGCUUGUUCGGCUAAAGUUUAUUCUUCAUUACCUUUCAUUUUUCUGGUGCUGUGUGGUUUUUUUUAAGCUGGCCCGUGGUCAGAUUAAAUUUGCCUGAAAUAUGUUUUGUAAACGAGAAUACAGUCCAAACCUCCAAACCUCUGGAUUUGGAGGUUCAUUCUACUCUCCUUAAGUGCACGUUACUCCUUGUGAUAGUAAUAGGAGUUGCAUGUGCAAAUGCUUUUCUUUCCAGUAGUUAACUCUCCUUUCCAUAGGAGAGGCUUGCAUUUAGAUAGAUUUCAUAUUUUGGAUGUGUAAAAAUGAUUUCAUCCAUCAGUAGGAUGUUUCCAAGUAAAUUCUGAUGACCAUAACUAACCAAAUGGACAUCUUUUACAUGCUGAUGUGUAAUUUGACAUCUACCAAGGUGAACAGCCUAAAAUUGUUGUUCCAUCUAAUGCUGCGGAGUCAUUAAAACUACAGUGUUCUGUAGCCAGCCCAUAGACUAUCUAGUCUAUUUGCAUUAACAUCUCCAGUAGUGAGCAGUGUAUUCAUGAGUUUAAUUGGGAAAAUAGGGAAUAUUCCUACAAGGGAGGCAUCUAACCCAAUUUCUUUCUUUUUUCCCUUUUUUCCCCCCAUGUACUCUUCGCUUUGCUGUAACAGGUAACCAAGGACAAACAUGUUGUAAGGCCACUGGUGAGAAAACCCCUCGAAAAUAUACUUGUCCAAAAGGUUCCUUGUUGAGACAUUCUUGGAUUGCACUUUUGCAGAUGGAAGAAUAUGUACAUAGCAAAUGAAUGUUGAUGAAACUAAAAUAAUUGGUUAUGAUAUCAAUUACAUGUGUUGUUAGAGAAUAUUUUGUUGUGGCUUCUCUGUAUUAAAAAGUAAUAAAUACCAGACAGCUAA